Striga hermonthica is the source of this 1944-nucleotide messenger RNA. The record is from the annotation of a GenBank genome assembly. NCBI's taxonomy places the organism in Eukaryota, Viridiplantae, Streptophyta, Magnoliopsida, Lamiales, Orobanchaceae.
AUGGCGGCGAAGCCGACUUCCUCCGCCGUCUCCCCCUCCGCCGCCGCCACCCAGAAGCUCCAGGCCCAGAAGAAUCGUCAGAUCGAGCACCAGGAGAAGCGAAUAGACGAGGUCCUAUCCUACCCGAUCAUCCUCGCCGACCAGAUCUCCCACGCCGUCCUCGACUCCGACUCCUUCAAGCUCGAGUGCUCCGAGGUCGGCAAGCAAGUCGACCGCCUCUCCCAGAUGCUCCGCUCCGCCGCCCGACUCGCCGCCCCCGGCCCCUCCGCUCCCCCCUUCUACGACCGCCCCCUCCGCCGCAUCCUCGCCGAUGUCUCCAGCAAUCUCGAGAAAACCCUAACCUUGGUCAAGAAGUGCCGCCGCCGCAGCGCCCUCCGCCGCGUCGUCACCAUCGUCACCGCUGCCGACUUCCGCAAGCUCCUCCUCCUCCUCGAGUCCUCCGCCGCCGACAUGCGCUGGGUCCUCAGCAUCUACGAGUCCGGCGGCGGAGCUGCCGGCGGCAUCGUCCUCAGCCUUCCUCCCAUCGCCAGCAACGACCCCAUCAUCUCCUGGGUCUGGUCCUUCAUCGCCUCCCUCCACUCCGGCCAGCUUGCCGACAAAAUCGAAGCCGCCAACGAGCUCGCCUCCCUCGCCAGAGACAACGACCGCAACAAACAGAUCAUUGUCGAGGAAGGUGGGAUUUUACCACUUUUAAAACUCCUCAAAGACAGUUCCUCCAUUGAUGCCCAAAUUGCAGCUGCUUCAGCCCUCUUCAACCUCGCCAACGAUGAAGAACGCGUCCGAUGGAUUAUCGACGAAUUAGGCAUCCCAAUUAUCGUCCAUGUCUUGGGAGACUCCCCAAUGAAGGUCCAAAUUAGGGUUGCAAAUUUAGUCGCUAAAAUGGCCGAGCACUGUCCACUCGCAAAAGAGGAUUUUGCUCGGGAAAACGUGAUUCGACCUCUCGUCACGCAUUUAUCAUUCGGUUUAUUCAUGGAUGACCCCAAACUCAAACUGGGCAAACACAGCAUUCACUCGAUCGUCCAAAUCAACAAAGAAAUGGAGAAAAAGCACGUGUACAAUCCCGGGUUCGCUUCUUCUUCUUUGUCCAUGCAUUAUCCAGAAGGGAGCAAUAACAAAGGAAGUAGCUAUAGAAAGGACCGGGAGAAUGAAAAGCCCGAUGUCAAACUCAAGCUCAAAGUAAGUUGUGCCGAGGCCCUAUGGAUGCUCGCCAAGGGCAGCGUGCAGAAUAGCCGGAGAAUAACCGAGACAAAGGGUUUGCUCUGUCUGGCUAAGUUAGUCGAAACUGAAGAAGGUGAAUUGCAGUACAAUUGCUUGAUGACGAUUAUGGAAAUAACAGCAGCUGCCGAAUCUAAUGCUGACCUCCGACGAGCGGCUUUCAAGACGAACUCUCCGGCAGCCAAGGCCGUGGUUGACCAGCUGCUUAGGGUUAUUAAACAGUCGGAUGAUGUCAGAAUGCAGUCAGCAGCUAUUCGUGCCGUUGGAUGCCUGGCCCGAACGUUCCCAGCCCAUGAGACAAGGGUUAUUGGGCCUUUGGUCGAGCUGUUGGGCCACAGGAGCCAAGAUGUGGCAGCUGAGGCUGCGGGUUCGCUCGGCAAAUUCGCCUGCCCCGACAAUUUCCUCUGCGUGGAGCAUUGCAAGACGAUUAUCGAGUUUGGUGGGGUCCCACCAUUGAUGAGGCUGUUGAGGGGGAACGAGAAGGCCCAGCUUAACGGGCUGGUGCUCACCUGCUAUCUAGCAAUCCAUGCCGGGAAGAGUGAGCAUUUGGAGCGGGCUGGCGUUUUGGGGGCUUUCGAAGGGGUCGAUCGAGCUUUCAUAGCCCAACACCCGGAGCUGAGGGAUUUGAUUUCGCAGGCCGUGAUUCAGUUGAGCGUGUUUCAUCAGUCGCAUUCGGGCCUCCUGGGCCAGAGGCAUUCGGGCCUGCUUGUGGCUCAGAGGCAGUUUUGA